GCCAAUCUUAAAGCUGAUUCGACCACCAAAACUCUCCUCCAGCGAUGUCAGGAUCUGGUGAAGAUCAUUGAUGAAUAUCCUGCAAAGGAGCUGCACUCGAUUUUCCCCUGGCUGGUGGAGAGUGUGUUUGGCAGUCUGGAUGGGAUCAUCGCCGGCUGGAACCUGCGACUCCUGCACUCGCGGAGCCAUGAGUACAACACUGCUAUGGAGUUUCUAAACCCGAGUGGGCCGAUGAUGAAGCUCGUGUAUAAACUUCAAGCAGAAGAGUACAAAUAUGAAAUACCCGUUAAUUAUCUCCCGGGUCCCGUGAAGGCCUGCAUCCAGGAGGGAGUUCUCCCCGACUGCCCGCUGUUCCACAACAAGCUGCAGUUCCCCCUGUCUGGUCUGCUGACUCUGAACCUUGCUCUCAAUCCAUUUGAAUUCUUCAUGUUCAAUUUUGCCUACUGUCUCAUCACGCCAAAGAGCUACCCUCCAGGCCAACAUGGAAGCUCCACUGACAGUGCCUACUUUGUCCUAGUGGACACUUACCUUAAAUACUUCCUCCCCAGUGAAGGAAGCGUACCUCCUUCCCCUUUCUCUGACUCCAGAGGCUCCGUCACCGCACCUUCACCGAGAUCCUCCACUGUUUCUUUUGCUGGUUAUGGCGUUCACAGCCCCAGUCUUCUGAAACAUCACAUAUUCCAUCAACCGUCAGUGAACGCAGACCCCGCAGCCCAGGAGAUCUGGAGGUCUGAAACACUGUUACAGAUGUUUGUGGAGAUCUGGCUCCAUCACUACUCCCUGGAGAUGUACCAGAAGCUCCAGUCUCCUCAGGUGAAGCUGGCGCUGCUACAGUAUCGCCUCAGUAUGUCCAGCAUGCCGUGCCAACCCCACGCCCCACCAGGCUCUGGGACCCUCCACACCUACCAAGUACUUUUACCUUUUCAUUCACCCCCGCCCCUCUGGGGCCUCCUGGAGGAACCCUUCAGCCCGACAGAGGAGCACGUGCUGGUGGUGCGUCUCCUGGUGAAACAUCUGCAUGCCUUCUCCAACAGCCUGAAGCCCGAGCAGCUGUCCUCCUCGCCCUCGGCCCACUCGCACACUCACCCCAGCCCGCUGGAGGAGUUCAAGAGGGUGGUGGUGCAACGUUUCGUGCAGCAGAAACUGUACCUGUUUCUCCAGCAUUGCUUCGGUCACUGGCCUUUAGACGCCUCUUUCAGAGCGGUGUUGGAGACGUGGCUGAGCUACAUCCAACCGUGGAGAUACACAGGGGAGAAGACCAAUCCUCAGCCAGACCAAAACAGAACAGUCCCUGAUAAAUGGGAGUCGUUUGUUCAGGAGAACCUGCUCAUGUACACAAAGCUCUUCCAGGUGUUUUUGAACCGAACCGUGAGGACCGAUCUGGUUAAUGCCAAAAACGCACUGAUGGUCUUCAGGGUGGCCAAAGUCUUCGCUCAGCCGAACCUCUCUGAGAUGAUCCAGAAAGGAGAACAGUUGUUUCUGGAGCCGGAGCACGUCCUCCACCACCGGCAGCCCCGCGGCUACCUGACGCCGAGCCAAGGAGGCAGCUUCCUGUCGUCGCGGCAACGGGUGAUGACAGACAUGGUGUUCAGGGUGAAGAGUCACGUCUAUGCUUUGGAGGGCCAGGACUGCCAGUACAAACAGAUGUUUGGCACUGAGCUCAGAGGAGCAGUCAUGAAGUUAAUCCAGAUAAUCGCACAGGCCAGACAGACGGCCAAGAGGAUAUCGGAUCACUCCAGCGAGGUGGCGGCCAAUAACUCGUUCAUGUCCUGGUUUGGGAUGGGCUCUUCUGAGCUCAACAACACCUUCCCCGGGGCCGAGCCGGAGGAGAGCGGGGAAUGUCUGAAAAAGACCCACGAGUUCCUGGACAGAGCUUUGGAGAACUUGUGUCAAAUCUUCAAGCUGAACCAGGGUCAGCUCACUCAGCUUAUAUCCAACCUGGGUUCCUCCCAGGACGAUGGAAACUGCAAGCAGCUGCCAGACUGCAUCCAGGGAGAGAACGGUCUGAUCCUGACUGACCUGGGCAGGAGGCAGAUCUUAAGUGGACUGCGCAGGUUUGACAUUCACUAUCAAGGAGACCCGGAGCUGCAGCCCAUUAGGAGCUACGAGAACGCCCUGCUGGUCAGGCUUUUCUACAGGAUCUCGUCUCUCAUCAAUGAAAGGUUCGGAGGCCACAUGAACGCGCUCUGCUCACGUCCGGACUUCCUGGGCCGCCUGGGUCGUCACUACUUGGCCAAUCCGGAUUCCACCGUGAAACUGAAGCAGAGCCCGUUAUCCCGGCGGACGCUGGAGAGGAACCGCCAGCCGAGGGUGAGCCUGCGUCCGCUGGCCAGCUACAGGACGAUACUGCUGCUGCUGCUCUUCUACGUGUUGGGGGCCCUGCUGUCGUUUGGCCCCGUAUCCAGCACUCUGCUCAUCCUCACGGGGGGGUUCCUGUACGGACUCUUGAUGACGCUGUUUGGAGACAAACUGAAAACACACUAGCCGAGCCGCAGGGUUUCCUGCACACGUCUAAAGAAUACACAUCGUGGAUUUGAUCAAUUCCAGCUUUGAAUGUUUUACAAAACAAGUGUUGAGGGCUGCAAUUAACAAUUCUUUUCUCAAUUGUUUGGCCUAUAUAACAUAAAAACUAAUGGUCUAAAACUAUACUUACUAUAACGUAGAGACAAUAUUUGGAUCUUUCACUUAAAAUGAUUAAUCGAUUACCAGGACAGUUGCCAAUAAAGUUUCUGCCAUUCGACUAAUUUAGUUGCAGCUCAGUCUUAUACUUUAGCUUCCAGCUGCUGCAGUGGAGUCAGAGAGUCGGUGUUGGUGAGGUAUAAUCCUGUUCCUGUGAGCUCUGUAGUGUGAGUGUCUGAACACUUUGUAAAGGGACAGCAUUUGGAAAAGGGUCGUGUAGGAACCUUGUCGGCAGGAGACUGGCAGCUCUUUUGUUGUUUUUUGAUUUUGACUGUUUAACUGUUUUUAAAAGUGGUUUAUGUAACCUUGUAAAUGUUGCUGCCCGGUUGGUUGGGCUUGUUUUUUUUUUUUUCCUCCAACAACCACCUGAGAGCAGGUGCAAGCCAAACAUUCACAUUACGCUGACAGAAUAAACUAUUCUAUAAACUAUUUUUCUCAAUGAAGCAAAAUGCCUUUUUGUCCAAAAGAUUCAAUAAACUAUUUGCACUUGU
Molecule: messenger RNA, 3170 nt
Organism: Morone saxatilis (striped sea-bass)
Lineage: Eukaryota; Metazoa; Chordata; Actinopteri; Moronidae
Gene: smpd4
Product: sphingomyelin phosphodiesterase 4
Biological process (GO): ceramide biosynthetic process; glycerophospholipid catabolic process; sphingomyelin catabolic process
Molecular function (GO): sphingomyelin phosphodiesterase D activity
Source: RefSeq, a predicted model, not a curated record